AUGAAAACAUCGUUCACUUCCCUCCUGGCGCUGGCUGCCGUGGCCACAGCCCUCCCGUCAUCAGAGUCAUCUCAUGCCAAGCGCGCCUGUUCUUCAGCGGUGAGCCUGGAUGCCAGCACAAAUGUGUUUAAGUCUUAUACGCUCCACCCCAACUCCUUCUACCGAGCAGAGGUAGAAGCUGCCGCUGCUCAGAUCAGCGACAGCACCUUGGCUGCCAAGGCAAAGAAGGUCGCUGAUGUUGGUUCCUUCCUGUGGCUCGAUACCAUUGCAAACAUCGAUAAACUGAAGAAAGAAGUGGCCGCCGGUGUGCCUUGCAACAACAUCCUUGGUCUCGUGAUCUACGAUCUUCCUGGUCGCGACUGUGCUGCUAAGGCAUCCAACGGCGAGCUUGCUGUUGGUGAACUCAACAAAUACAAGACGCAGUACAUCGACCCUAUUGUGAGCAUCAUCAAGGCCAACCCCAACACGGCCUUUGCCCUGAUUAUUGAGCCCGAUUCACUCCCCAAUCUGGUUACCAAUGCCAACGUCGCCGCUUGUCAAGCAUCUGCUUCUGGAUACAGGGAGGGUGUUGCGUACGCCCUGAAGUCGCUCAACCUGAAGAACGUCGUCAUGUACAUCGACGCUGGCCACGGUGGCUGGCUAGGCUGGAACGACAACCUGAAGCCCGGCGCUCAGGAGCUCGCCAACGCCUACAAGAACGCCGGGUCGCCCAGCCAAUUCCGCGGUAUCUCUACCAACAUUGCUGGCUGGAACUCUUGGGAUGCUGAGCCUGGUGAGUUUGCGAGCGACCCGGAUGCCCAGUACAACGCCGCCCAGAACGAGAAGAAGUAUGUGACUCUGUUCGGUGCUGCCCUUGCGUCUGCUGGCAUGCCAAACCACGCCAUCGUCGAUACUGGCCGUAACGGGGUCAUCGGUCUCCGUGAGGAGUGGGGUCACUGGUGCAACGUGAACGGUGCCGGAUUCGGCGUGCGACCGACCUCCAACACCGGCCUCGAGCUCGCCGACGCCUUCGUGUGGGGUAAGCCCGGUGGCGAGUCCGACGGAACCAGCGACACCUCCGCCACCCGCUACGAUUCGUUCUGCGGCAUGUCCGAUGCCUACAAGCCCUCACCUGAGGCUGGUAGCUGGAACCAGGACUACUUCGUCAAGCUUCUCCAGAACGCUAAGCCUUCCUUUUAG
Neoarthrinium moseri is the source of this 1179-nucleotide messenger RNA. RefSeq lists its product as uncharacterized. Gene Ontology annotation, molecular function: hydrolase activity, hydrolyzing O-glycosyl compounds. Lineage: Eukaryota; Fungi; Ascomycota; Sordariomycetes; Amphisphaeriales; Apiosporaceae. Bases 1 to 1179 code for a protein of 392 amino acids. The transcript has 5 exons. The record is from RefSeq and is a predicted model, not a curated record. Gene Ontology annotation, biological process: cellulose catabolic process.